CGUUAAUUACGCGUUGGAGAUUGGGUAACGACCGAGUAACUCUUCCUCUGAACCCUUCACUCAUCUCCAUCUCCAAGCAACAAAAUGGUCAAGGCUGUCGUUCUUGGUGCUGCAGGCGGUAUCGGUCAACCACUAUCCCUUCUGCUGAAGUGCAAUCCCCUCAUCACAGAGCUUAGUCUCUAUGAUAUCGUGAACACUCCCGGAGUUGCUGCAGAUCUUUCUCACAUCGCGACACCUGCUAAAGUCGCGGGCUUCUUGCCACCGGAUGAAGGACUGACGAAGGCAUUGACCGGUGCUCAACUUGUGAUCAUUCCUGCUGGUGUGCCGCGUAAACCUGGAAUGUCGAGGGAUGAUCUUUUCAAGAUCAACGCAGGUAUUGUGGAAGGUCUUGCUACUGGCAUUGCUACCACUGCUCCAAAGGCAUUCGUACUUGUCAUCUCCAAUCCUGUGAACUCCACGGUUCCCAUCGUCGCUGAAGUUUUCAAGAAGCAUAAUGUCUUUGACCCAAAGAGGAUCUUUGGUGUCACCACCCUUGACGUCGUUCGCGCAUCCACAUUUGUCGCCGAUAUUAUUGGCGAUCUGUCAAAGGCUCCCGAUGUUGUUGUUCCAGUUGUUGGUGGACAUAGUGGUGUUACCAUCGUUCCUUUACUCUCUCAAUCUUCCCAUCCUCUUCCAAGCGGAUUUUCAGGCGAGAAAUUGGACGCUCUUGUCAACCGCAUCCAAUUCGGUGGUGAUGAAGUUGUCAAAGCUAAGGACGGUGCAGGAUCCGCAACUCUUUCCAUGGCGUAUGCUGGUGCAGAGUUCGCAAUUAAGGUGAUCAAUGCCAUGAAAGGACAGAAGGGCAUUAUUGCACCUAGCUUCGUUCAUCUCACCGCCGACCCUGCUGGCGGUGAAGCUCUGAAGAAAGAGAUUGGCGCCGACCUUGAAUAUUUCUCUGCUCCAGUGGAACUUGGGCCUGAUGGUGUUAUCAAAAUCAAUCCUCUUGGCAAGAUUACCGAUGCUGAAAAGAAGUUAGUGGAAGCUGCUGUUCCUGAUCUCACGAAGAACAUACAGACUGGAAUCGCAUUCACCAAAAAGUCUAACUUGUGAAUGAUUGUAGUACCAAUGUAAACACUAGAUUCAAGUUGCUUGUUUACGCCCUCAUGUUUACGACCAUGCGGUAUCUGCGCGGAUAAAUACUGUACGUAUUACACAGCUUUUGGAAAAUCUUGCCCUUGUGAUGGGAUGUGAUGAGAUGAAUAUUAAUAAUAUA
Messenger RNA from Lentinula edodes (shiitake mushroom), 1252 nucleotides. Its product is annotated as malate dehydrogenase. The transcript has 11 exons. Bases 85 to 1089 code for a protein of 334 amino acids. NCBI's taxonomy places the organism in Eukaryota, Fungi, Basidiomycota, Agaricomycetes, Agaricales, Omphalotaceae. Gene Ontology annotation, cellular component: cytoplasm. The record is from RefSeq and is a predicted model, not a curated record. Gene Ontology annotation, molecular function: L-malate dehydrogenase (NAD+) activity. Gene Ontology annotation, biological process: malate metabolic process; tricarboxylic acid cycle.